This is a messenger RNA of Drosophila eugracilis, 1907 nucleotides long. RefSeq names its product transcriptional repressor CTCF. The record is from RefSeq and is a predicted model, not a curated record. Lineage: Eukaryota; Metazoa; Arthropoda; Insecta; Diptera; Drosophilidae. The transcript has a single exon. The coding region runs from base 91 to 1842 and encodes 583 amino acids. Gene Ontology annotation, molecular function: RNA polymerase II transcription regulatory region sequence-specific DNA binding; DNA-binding transcription factor activity, RNA polymerase II-specific. Gene Ontology annotation, cellular component: nucleus. Gene Ontology annotation, biological process: regulation of transcription by RNA polymerase II.
AUCGACUGGUCAGUUUCUAACAUACGGUUCCGCUUUUUCGGGGAAGAGAUUCAUGCAAAAUUAUAAGUAAACUUAGUUCAUGCGACCAGGAUGAGCAACAACCGGCUUGGUAUGAACCUGGACAUGUCCGAAAUAAUAGAGUUCGUGCUGCCCGCCAAAAGUGAUUACUCGGAAGAUGACAAUAGAGGAGCCGUUGGUUUGGACGCCAACGAAGAUGCCACAUUCGUGGUUUUGGAUGGCCUGGGAAACGAGUUCCUAAUUAUCAACGAAGAAGGUGUGGAUGGCGAAUUGCUGGUGGACGAGGAGCUGCAGGGCCUUUUAGUGGAGUCUCGGGUUAGGGAAACGGUGCUGGACGAACAGGAAGAGCAGUUUGUGGUCACAGAAUUGCAGCUGAGCGAAAUGGAGGAGCUAGUGGAGGAAGAUCAAGAGCAAGAUAACGGCGACUACGAGAACGAACUCAGCUAUGCCCAUCCGUCCGUAUCCGAGGAGCCAGAAGAGGAUUUGGAUAUGGAUCCACCUUCGUCGCCUUCCCUGCCAUCAUCACCACCACCUCCGGCGCCUUCUGUCCAACCCGCUGGCAAAUUAAGAAAUUCUUCUGCCCUCCAAAUCGCUAUACGCAGCUUUGCCAGCAACAACGACGACGAUGGCAGCGUCAAGGAGGUGAAGCCCAGCGAAAAAAUGCUGGAGGAGUUUAAGGGCCCGCGUCGCUACUUGCUUUUCGACGACCUGAUAGCCACAAUAGUGGACUUUGACGAGGACAGCACACCUAUUGUAGAGUUCUCGAUGAUGAGUGAUAUGCUAGAUGAGAAGCUACCGGUGGAAUGUGGUAUUUGUCCGGAUGUGAUGCACAAGACGAAGCUGUCCAAGCACCAGAAGACCCAUUUGGUGCCUGGGACCAACCGCUAUGCCUGCAUAUACUGCACGGAAACGUAUCGCGACUGUAAAUACCUGGCCGGACAUGCACGGCGCCACAUGGGCAUCCGUCCAUAUGUGUGCGAACUGUGCACCCUGUACUUCUCCACCAAACAGGACCUGCGCGUCCACAACCAGCGUCGGCAUCUCGAGAAGGAGCACAUCUGUGAGAUGUGCGGCAAGACAUUCGCCCAGAAUACCCAACUUAAGCGACAUCGCGAGGCAACGCACGAAAAGAAGAGGCGAUUCCAGUGCCAAUAUUGUCAGAAAGCCUACUACAAGAACUUUUCACUGCAAGAACACAUCCGCAAUGUCCACAUGGGCAAGAGAAGAAUGCUGAAAUGUCCAUUCUGUGGUAUGCAGUGUCGGGAUGCCCACAAGAUGGCCCGCCAUCGCAAGGAGAUGCACCUAAGUCAGGGCACUUAUGUGUGUCAUCUGUGCCAAGAGGAGUUCACUGACAUAAACUACUUUGAUGCACACAAGCGGUCUAUCCAGUGCCGUAGCAAUACACGUCGCUUUGUGGGUGUUGGGGAUGGUAAUGGAAACCAAGGUGGAUCCUCUUCUGGUGGCAUGAUGGAUGGCCAGGACGACGAGGACGAAGGCCUACACCUGCUGGAGGAGGAGUAUGACGAGGACGACGGAUUGCUGGUUGAGGAGGGUCAGGCGGAUGAGCAGGCGGCACCUAAUGGUCAUUAUUUGAACGAGGGCGAUCAGCAGUAUGCUCAGAUGUCGGAGUACGAUGACCAACGUCUGCUGGUGGAGAACGUGGUCGCCGAGGAGGAUGAGGAUGUCGAGGAAGAGGAACUGCUCACCGAAGAGCAAUAUUUCAAUGCUGUUCAACAGCAACAGCAGAUCCACCACCAAGUCCAUGGGGAGGACUAUAACGACGAGCUGAUAUAUGAAAUCACCUUGAAGACUGAGGACAAUUAAGGCCCGCUUCCUUGCGCAAAUUUUGUAAAUAAGACCCAAUUAAAUAAUACCAUGUAAACAAUAUA